Molecule: messenger RNA, 1311 nt
Organism: Sinocyclocheilus grahami
Lineage: Eukaryota; Metazoa; Chordata; Actinopteri; Cypriniformes; Cyprinidae
Product: neuronal acetylcholine receptor subunit alpha-9-I-like
Exons: 5
Coding region: 1-1311 (436 amino acids)
Biological process (GO): monoatomic ion transmembrane transport
Cellular component (GO): postsynaptic membrane
Molecular function (GO): acetylcholine-gated monoatomic cation-selective channel activity; transmembrane signaling receptor activity
Source: RefSeq, a predicted model, not a curated record
AUGAAGAUCAUAUUUCUUGUGAUUCACAUUAGCAUGUUGCUACAUGUUGUUUUCUCUGCUCAGGGUCGUUUUGCUCAAAAACUGCUGAACGACCUGAUGGAGAACUAUUCUAACGCUUUACGGCCUGUGGAGGACACAGACAAAGCCCUUAAUGUCACUCUACAGAUCACACUCUCACAGAUCAAAGAUAUGGAUGAAAGGAACCAGGUGCUGACCACAUACCUGUGGGUGCGUCAGAUCUGGCAUGAUGCUUAUCUGUGCUGGGAUAAAGAUGAGUAUGAUGGACUUGAGGUCAUUCGAAUACCCGGCAACCUUGUUUGGAGACCAGACAUCGUUCUGUAUAACAAUGCGGAUGAGGAGGACUCCUCGGGACCCCCAGACACGAAUGUGGUGUUGCGGUAUAAUGGUGAGAUCACUUGGGACUCCCCUGCCAUCACUAAGAGUUCCUGUAGCAUCAGAAAAUACUACAUUGCAACUAUGACCAUGAUAACAGCCUCUACAUCUUUGACUAUCUUUAUCAUGAAUAUACACUUCUGUGGAGCGGAAGCCAAACCUGUGCCCCACUGGGCCAAAGUCCUGAUAAUCGACUACAUGUCAAAGAUCUUCUUUGUGUAUGAGGUAGGAGAGAACUGCACCACAGCUGAAAGCGACCGAGGCCCGUUGUUCUCUGAGGACCCACUGGCUAGCUUGGAGAGAGAUGGGUAUUUUGACAAAGGAUUUUAUGGAGACUGUCACCAUGAUGAGAGAAACCACAGUCAGUUUAACGGCUACAGCCACAGAGACCACCGGCAUGGGAAUGGGUACCGUCGCAACAACAGUGCCUAUCGGCAUCAUAGGCAUGACCAGCAAAGGAGGACCCGCUCAUCUUCAAAUUCCCCUAUCCGACAUCCGAAAUACACACACUACAUUGGUCGAGAUGGAAGCGAAAAGCUCCCACUAACAAGCCAGGAGAAACUCAAAGAUAGCGAACUCUCCAUUCCAGAAAAACUUAAUGGAUACACCUACGAUCACGGCAAUGGCUAUCUCAAUGGAGUCGCCUAUCACCACGAUAACAGCUACAGCAAAACCUUUGGAGCAGAUAGUUGCAAUAAGACCACCAGUGGCACAGGAUCUGUAUGCGCCUGUGGCCAACAUCAGAAAGUGGUGCGAAACAUUGAGUACAUAGCUAACUGUUUCAGAGAGCAGAGGGCACACCAGGCCAAAGGGGCCGAGUGGAAGAAGGUUGCCAAGGUGAUGGACAGAUUCUUCAUGUGGGUGUUUUUCAUCAUGGUCUUCCUCAUGAGCAUCCUUGUCAUGGCCAAGGCAACCUAG